Exophiala viscosa is the source of this 2661-nucleotide messenger RNA. Its product is annotated as protein phosphatase. The record is from RefSeq and is a predicted model, not a curated record. The transcript has a single exon. Lineage: Eukaryota; Fungi; Ascomycota; Eurotiomycetes; Chaetothyriales; Herpotrichiellaceae. Bases 193 to 2226 code for a protein of 677 amino acids. Gene Ontology annotation, cellular component: protein phosphatase type 1 complex. Gene Ontology annotation, biological process: regulation of glycogen biosynthetic process. Gene Ontology annotation, molecular function: glycogen binding; protein phosphatase 1 binding.
ACAACGCUCCUACCACGACACUUAUUUUUAUUAUGCACAAUGCUCUGACCGUGUAACUGACAUUGAUGUCUAUAUUAGACUGUUCUCCCCCGCAAAUUCUUUCAGCCCUCCUCGGGCUGCUCUUGAUGAGCCUCGUAGCGCGCUCUUCUUUGCAGCUCCCGGUUUGGGCUUAACAACCUCAAAACCGACCGAAUGCCUUACACACCUCCUUCUCAGCUAUCACCUUCCUCCUCCAAGCAAUCCAGUCCUACUCCGAGCCGGUCUCAUUCAUACAUCAAAGGACAGUUCCUGUCUCCACAGCCGCCGGCUCCAUCCGGUCGUCCAAAUCUCCCUCGUUCCAACGGAUCAUCCUCAUAUCUGACCAAGCAUCGACGGAGUCCUUCGUUGAAUGACGCUCAGACCGAGAUCCUACACAACGGAGAGGCAUACCAAGAAAACCGGGCAUUGGAUCCAUAUGGUAGCAUCCGCCAAUCGCCGCCUCCUGCAUCCAAUUCAUUGAUACCCGCAGGCAUGACCAUCUCCCCACCCGAAUCCUCCCACAACUCCAGCGAUGACGAGGAUCUUCAUACAAGAGGUCGAUCGAGGGAUAUCGAGCUUGGAAACCUAGAAGCGUUACAAGCAGCCAUCAGGUCGAUAGAACAAAGAAAAGGAGGUUCACCAACCCGACGCCAGGGUAAUAACGAGACAACCACCAUCAAGAUGGAUCUCGCGGCCCCUCAACUCGACGGCCCUGUUCAGACAGAAACCCUGCAACUGCGGCGGCCUCCGUUGUCCCAAGAAGCCAGAAAGAUCUCUCACUCACGCUCAUCCACUGAUUCGAGCAUCGUCUUCGAGUCUCCGAAAACACAGAUGGCCCCUGUAAUCACCCGACAAGACACUGAUGACAGCGAUAGCGACAGCCAAGGUCCGCCUACCGAUCGUCCACCGAUGGUCCGAAAGAAGUCAGGCGAACUGGUUCGCCCAGCUCUCAGGGCAUCCUCUAGACGGCGGCCUUCAAGUAUGCCAGGUACCCCAACCUACUCGAAAGCAGUCCACUUCGAUUCCCAUCUCGAACACGUUCGACAUUUCCUACAGGUCGACAGGCCUCUUGCCGUCAGCGCUGGAUCCUCACCUGUAGAGAACUAUGAAAGUGAUUCGGAAUUUCCCUUUGGUUCUGAUGAAGCCAGUGCUCGGCCACGAACGACAUCUCCUGAAUGGGAGCUGCGACUUACCAACUUUGCAGCAGACAUUGAAGCUCGCAAAAACCAGGUCGUCUCUGUUGAACGUGUCUUCCUUUCAUCAGACAACAAGAACCUCAUCGGCUCCGUCGCUGUGCAGAAUCUGGCAUUCUCCAAACAGGUGGUCGCUCGAUUCACUUUUGACUAUUGGAAGACCACGUCCGAAGUUGUCGCCGACUUCAACAACGAUGUGCGUCGAGGUCAAAGCGAUGGUUUCGACCGAUUCAACUUCAGCAUCAGGUUAGCUGAUCAAGCCAACUUGGAAAACAAGACACUGUUCUUCUGCAUCCGCUAUACGGUCAAUGGUCAGGAGUUCUGGGACAACAAUGCUGGCUUCAAUUACCAAGUCGACUUUGCUAAGAAGACGAAAGUUCAACAUGGCAAGAACGGCAUGCCGGGUCUUGGUGCAAGGCCGAUAACAGCACUGCCACGCACACGCCAAUCUCCACCUACCUCAUCCGGAAGACCAAAGGGCUUGCCAACUUCGUUUGAUGACUUCUCAACUGGCUUCGAAAGCUUCGGCUUCGGACAGUCUGCAGGAGCCCUCAUGGGUGAACCCAAGCUCAAGCUGAGGAGCCCAAGAUCCAAGACGGAGUUGAUGCCGGAUCCACCGUCCCGUCGCAAGGUGAGCGGUGGACAAGCAUUUGGCAAUCGAUAUGACUUCAACUCAUCAUUGACCGCCGCCAAGAACUUUGCCGUGGCCGCUCUUGGUGAACAUAGUGGCUUGACUUUGAGGGCAGAUGCAAAGCAGUCUUCCGGCGAUGGUCCUGCAACCACUCCUACGAAGAGCGUCACAAUUGCUCCACCCAAGCAGAAUGCUGGCGUCAAUGGUUCAGUCCCUGAAGCUGUCUCACCUGCUCCAGCCACUGCUCCUAUGACAUCCAAGCCAGCUGCUCUGGUGUCCGAAAAACCCUCACUCAGUAGCCGUGAAUAUGCGGAUCUGGUCGAGAAGUACUGCUUUGUAGGUGCCCAACAUCGGGGAAAGAGCGAGGAAGUCAAGACACAUUGAAGUGCUAAUUUUGAUUUUUUGCAGUUUGGAACGGCCAAGGCUGAACCUUUGACGAAGACUGCUUUGAGUAUGGUCGAUGGUGCUGCAGACUCUGCGUCUCCGUUGGAUUUGAGUGCUGAAGGCAGUCCUCGAUCCACGAAUUCGUCUGGUUCCUCAACUCCCACACCUCCUCGGAGUAUGUCGCCGACACCUUCAUCACAGUCGACCAAAGCGAAGGACUCUUACCUGUCUCGAUCAUCGUCACGGUCCAGUUCAUACUUCCGGUCACGAUCGCAAUCGCCAGUUGCUUUCGGAUAUCCCUAUCACAACUCAUCACACCAUACCUUGAUGUCUGAGACACCCACUCAGACAGCAAUUCGAGGCUAGUCACCGUUGGUGUCAUCGCCAAGCUUUGUCUCACUUGGGGCCAGCUUUGUCGACAAAGGCUUUGGGACA